Solanum pennellii is the source of this 441-nucleotide messenger RNA. RefSeq lists its product as uncharacterized. The coding region runs from base 1 to 441 and encodes 146 amino acids. The transcript has 4 exons. The record is from RefSeq and is a predicted model, not a curated record. NCBI's taxonomy places the organism in Eukaryota, Viridiplantae, Streptophyta, Magnoliopsida, Solanales, Solanaceae.
AUGAAUACUUCGAUUUUGAUGAGACAUUCCGGAAUUUGGGUGAACGAAUUGCAGUAUGAAAGUUACAAAAUUGAUGGAAUCGUUGUUGGAGAUUCAAUUUCGUUUUCUAAUCUCAAAGCAGCAAUUGCGGCCGAAUUGGAUAUUGAUGUAUCAAGGAAAGAAAUUGAAAUUCGAUACAUUGUAGAAGGUCAGAUAUAUAAGGAUAAAGCAACACUUGUAGAUGUGAUGACGAAAUAUAAGAUAAAGAACAACUUCAAUUGCAAAGUAAAGAGGUGUGGUCAACAAAGCUAUGUGUUGGUAUGCUUUUCAGACAAAUGUGGUUGGACUAUGAAGGCGUCGUGCAGGAAAAAAUCUGAUAUAUUCAUUGUUAGAAAUUUCAAUAGUGAACAUACGUGUCCGAUGAGGAAGAGGGUAUUAACCAAAGUCCAAGCAACAGAGUGA